Rhopilema esculentum is the source of this 651-nucleotide messenger RNA. RefSeq lists its product as uncharacterized. The record is from RefSeq and is a predicted model, not a curated record. Lineage: Eukaryota; Metazoa; Cnidaria; Scyphozoa; Rhizostomeae; Rhizostomatidae.
AUGCCGCGAUAUUGCUGUGUAUUUGUAUGUUUUCAUAAUCCUUGGGACAGAGACGUUUCGUACCAUGAUUUUCCAUCGAACAAGGAACAAGCAGCAGCGUGGAAAGUUGGAAAUUGUAGGUUCGGCUUUGAGCCUUCGAAAUAUUCGUACGUGUGCAGUAAGCACUUCAAAAAGGAGGACUUUACUGAGCCUUCAAAGGAUACACCUACUGUGUACAAAAAGCCAAGACUGAAAAGGGGAGCAAUACCGAGCUUGUUUUUACGUGGGGAGAGUAGUGAAGAAGUCAAGUCGCGCUUGACAGCGACAUCUUUAAGAGCACUAGAGCCACUGAAGAAAAGCCCUAAGAAGAAAUUAGCUGCUAGUGGUGAAUUCUUGCUGGACGAAACCGACGCUGAGAUGUCCCUACCUCAAGCAGAUCACCACCACGAAGAGCAGGGAAUGGAGUCUCUCACGAAACAUCUUGAUAAAGCUUUCUCAGAAACAAGAGAGCUUGAAAGGAAAGUCUUCACAUUUGAAAGGCUUUCAGAAGACGACAUAAAAGGAUAUACAAACUUGUCAAAACGAGCCUUACUUAAAUUAGACAAGCUAAUCAAUGCAUUUAGACCAUUGAAUUACUGGACUGGUUGCGAAGUAGUCAAAAUUAGUGAUUAA